UUUAUUAUUACAUUUUACUAUUUAUUUGUUAUUUUAAUUUUUUUGCCUUUUGGAAAUGCUCAAUUCGGGGAAAUUGCUUCGGCAAUUUCUUCUUUGGUGGCGGGUGGGGCUGGCUAUUGGUACUGGUGCUUCUGCAGGUGCGGGGGCUGCAGGAGCUCUGGGAAAUAUUGGACAACUUUAUCAGCUAGCACAAGCUGCCCUCCAAUUAACAGGAACUGGUGUUGGAAUUGCCAAUCAAGCAUCAGAAAGGUAAAUUCAGGAAUAUUUUUGUUUAAAAGAAAAUUGGGUAAUACUUUGGCUGACCUCCCCUUAUUAUAUUUUUCU
Molecule: messenger RNA, 324 nt
Organism: Meloidogyne enterolobii
Lineage: Eukaryota; Metazoa; Nematoda; Chromadorea; Rhabditida; Meloidogynidae
Source: the annotation of a GenBank genome assembly